Messenger RNA from Ogataea philodendri, 1005 nucleotides. RefSeq lists its product as uncharacterized. The coding region runs from base 1 to 1005 and encodes 334 amino acids. The record is from RefSeq and is a predicted model, not a curated record. Gene Ontology annotation, cellular component: cytoplasm. Gene Ontology annotation, molecular function: rRNA (uridine-N3-)-methyltransferase activity. Gene Ontology annotation, biological process: rRNA base methylation. NCBI's taxonomy places the organism in Eukaryota, Fungi, Ascomycota, Pichiomycetes, Pichiales, Pichiaceae. The transcript has a single exon.
AUGGGAAAGCUUAAGGGAAAAGGCAGUAAAAACAGCAAACGCGGUAGGUCCAAACUGGAAUCAGCUCUUACGCGGUAUCAAGUCGUAUCAGAAAACAAGAAACACACUGAUUCGAGGGUACACGAGCAAGACAUCUUGAGGUCUAAGAGGGCCGGAAAACAAAAAGGCCAUAAGCUUAUAUCUUCUGACAAUUUUCAGAAGCCAUUUAUACCGUUCAAAUCUCACGAAAAUGUACUUCUGGUUGGAGAAGGUGAUUUUUCAUUUGCCUUGAGUAUAAUCAAUUCCAAUUAUGUUAUGCCAUCUCAUCUAUGGGCAACAAGCUUAGAUUCUGAAGACGAAAUAAUUUCCAAAUACCCUCAUGCAGUACAGACACUUCAGCAGUUGAGAGGGAAAGGUGUCAAACUGGUAUUUGAGGUUGAUGGGACUCGUUUAUGUGAGUCGUUGAAGUUGAGCUCAAAUACAAAGAAAUAUUCAAGGAGAAACAUAAGUAUUUUGGAAACUGACCAUAUAGACCUUAUAAUGUUCAACUUCCCGCAUACAGGUAAAGGGAUCAAGGAUGUUGAGAGGAAUAUUAUAGUACACCAACGUCUACUGGAGGAUUUUUUCAAAAGCUGUCUUUCAUUUUUCGACCUUCUAGAAUGCUCCCGUGACGCCGUCAAAGAGAGUUCGACCGUCGAUGCUAUUUCCGGUUAUAAAGUCACGAGUUUUGAUUUAUCGGAAUCAGCUAAGGAAUCAACCGGAAAGGGUAGAAUCGCCCUUUCGCUUUUUGAGGGUGAACCUUACGAUUCUUGGAUUCCCCGGAAGAUAGCCAGGAAGUCAAUCAAUUACAAGGUAGAACGCUCAGGAAAGUUUCAGUGGGAAGCAUUUGAAGGAUAUCAUCAUCGGAGAACGAAUAGCAUGAGGGACACAACCAAAAUUGCAAAUUCACGAGACGCUCGUCUGUAUGUCUUUGAAUCUAAUAAAGAGCAAGGAGCCGAUGCCAGCAAUGAAUUGAACAGGGAAUGA